Saccostrea cuccullata (small rock oyster) is the source of this 2430-nucleotide messenger RNA. Its product is annotated as TNF receptor-associated factor 3-like. Lineage: Eukaryota; Metazoa; Mollusca; Bivalvia; Ostreida; Ostreidae. The transcript is spliced from 10 exons. Gene Ontology annotation, molecular function: zinc ion binding; protein binding. The coding region runs from base 163 to 1857 and encodes 564 amino acids. The record is from RefSeq and is a predicted model, not a curated record. Gene Ontology annotation, biological process: protein K63-linked ubiquitination; tumor necrosis factor-mediated signaling pathway; regulation of apoptotic process.
AGGAUUGCAUGAAAGCGGGUCAGUAACAUCUAAUGUUUUCUCUUUCAGAUUCAAAAAAUACUUUGAAGAGGAAUGUCCAAAAGGGCUUCAUUGAAAAUAUGGGAUUCUGGGUAAGAGACUUUUCAAGUGAUAACCAUGUAAAUGUCCCCUUGAAUAUUCCUGAUGGCAGAAGCUUACAGUUCUCUGCAAUCAUCAACAUCCAGCCUUAAAUCAUCACUCCAGGAAACUCCGCCCGGUAACCCUGACUUUGUUAACUUGGACGAUAAGUAUAGAUGUGUUGUGUGUACAGGAGUUGUACGGGAGGCUGUUCAGACGCCAUGCGGACAUAGAGCUUGUGAACAAUGCAUGUCUCAGUUACUGCAAGGGAAUCCAAAAAGGGUCAAGUGUCCCGCCGGAGAAGAUUCGUGUGUCUACUUAGAAUUAUGCCAGAUUCACAGAGACUCGGGGGCUAGGAGGGAGGUCCGCCUCCUGUCAGUGUUUUGUACAUUCAGAGCAAAGGGAUGUGAGAAAGCAUUACAAUGGAGGCAUCUACAGGACCACGAGGUAGUAUGUGGGUUCAGACCAAUCAAAUGUAAAUUUUCCACUGAAGGAUGUGACGUCAUUAUAAUUCAGAAAGAAAUCGAUACUCAUCAGGAGAACUGUCCUUAUCGACUUGAAGUUUGUUCAUUUUGCAUGCAAGAAAUUCAGCAUCAGUUCAUUCAGGAACAUCAGGAAAAGUUAUGUCCUCAGUAUGUAAUUCCAUGUCCGUAUAACUGUGGAAAAGAUCCAGCACCGAGAGUUCUGAUUGAAUACCAUUUUAUCAAUGAAUGUCAUCGGCGACCCCUUAAAUGUAAAUACCACAGUAUUGGAUGUGAAUUUACUGGAUCGAAACAGGAAGUAGAUAGGCAUAUAGAGACAGGGAUGGAUCGCCAUCUAGAGCUAUCUGUAAUCCAGAACACAGAAUCGGGAAUUGGUGGACUUCAUUUGAAAGAACAGUUGCAGGAAAUGGGAGGUAAAAUAAUUGACCUUCAACAUCUAAUCACAAGCAAUUCCAAGCUCUGUGAAGAGCUGAAGGAAGUGGUUGACGCAAUGAAAAAAGCGAUGAAAGAUGUUAAGCUUAAAGUUGUUGCCCAAACCGAAAGACUCAUAACAGUAGAGAGAAAGAUAGAAAAUCUUGCAGAGAAGGAUGUACAAGACAAAUUAUCAAGAGACAUGCUUAUGAUGAAAGCAACACAGAAUACGAUUGGUGAACGAGUCACCCAAUUAGAGAGAGCGGGACCCAUGGGCGGAUCAAACGAAAUGAAUGAAAUGUCACCAGAAUCAAUCCAGCAGCAUGAGCGACAGCUCGGACUAAUGGACCUUAGAAUGGCUGAACUAGACUUACGUUUCCAGGUCCUAGAGACUGCGAGCUAUAAUGGAACCCUGAUGUGGAAAAUUCGCGACUACAAACGAAGAAAGGAAGACGCCAAAUCAGGGAGAACGAUUUCUCUGUAUAGCCAACCUUUCUAUACAGGCAGAUUCGGAUAUAAAAUGUGUGCUCGGGUCUACUUGAAUGGAGAUGGGGUAGGAAAAGGCACUCACCUUUCUCUGUUUUUCGUUGUCCAGAGAGGAGAAUACGAUGCUUUGUUGCCGUGGCCUUUCAAGCAGAAGGUCACUUUGAUGCUUUUGGAUCAGGACAGUGGAACAAGACAUCUGGCAGAUUCCUUUAGACCAGACGUAUCAAGCUCCAGUUUUAAGCGUCCUACCACGGACAUGAAUGUUGCCUCUGGAUGCCCAUUAUUUGUUAGUCACUCGGUGCUUGAAACACCAACUUUCCUUCGAGAUGAUACGAUCUUCAUUAAGGUGAUGGUUGACAUAGAAGGUCUGAAGCAGCACUAAAUAUGCUGAAUGUUGUGCAAUUGCUUCCAGAUGAUUACCAUUUGCUCUAGAUACGGUAUAUUGAGUCAGUUGUUAAGGCAAAGUACCCGUAGGUCAUUUUACUAUAGCCACUGUAAUCUGUCGAUAAAAAAAUAUGGGGAUGAACAUCCUUAUAUUUUUUUUCAAAAAGUAAAUUUGUGGGUUGUUUUAGAUAAUGUAUGAGUUUUUCAUUUUGUAUCCUCUAUGUUGAAUUCUUGAUGUUUCUGCUACCAGUGUAAGCCUUCUCUUGACCAUGCCUCAACAUUGAAUAAGGGAUGUUUUUGCUAACAAAGUAAGCCAUUCUCUUGGCCAUGUUCUUUGUACACAGUAUUUGGGCUCACUUCGUCGAUCUUUAAGAAGACUGUUUCAUUGUGCAUAAUGUUCUUUUUUGCCUUCUAGAAAAAAUAGGUGAUGGAAUACCGAAAAAUUCAUUCUUGCUUUAGCCUUCGUGCUUUCUUGCUUUAGUCGUUUUAUUUGAUGUAUUAUAUAGUUGCAGAUGUUCCAAUACACUAUGUGUUGCAAAGGCUUUCUAUGUUCACGAUUACGUUUUGUGUA